This is a messenger RNA of Didymella exigua CBS 183.55, 921 nucleotides long. RefSeq lists its product as uncharacterized. The record is from RefSeq and is a predicted model, not a curated record. The transcript is spliced from 2 exons. Bases 1 to 537 code for a protein of 178 amino acids. Lineage: Eukaryota; Fungi; Ascomycota; Dothideomycetes; Pleosporales; Didymellaceae.
AUGUAUCUCAGUACCCUCUUCGCUUUCGUUACCGCUUUGGGCGGUCGCGCCGCCGCCGCACCGGGAGACUGUCGUCCCCUUGGUAACAGCAGUGCCCCAGUGCCCACACCCAAUACCCCGGAGGCCUUCACCUCCUUCGGCUACUACGACGAGAUCGCUAACAGUGCCGUUUCGCCUACCGGCUAUGAGGCCUUCUUGGUGGCGGGUCACGCUGCUGUCCACAGCGAUGGGCACUAUGUUACGUACGGCGAGUUCCCUUCGUACGAUGUGGGUGCUUGCGCGAAGGCGUGUGAUGGGUUGGAAGGGUGCGCUUCCUUCAACAUCUACUUCCAACGCCACCCCAGCCUGGCCCCUGGCCGCGCGUGUCCCAACCCUGAGGCCAACGUCGUCGUGCGUUGCGCCCUCUUCCGUAGCGCCAUGAGCGCUGCGCAGGCCACAAACAACGGCCAGGAACGUGGUCCCGUCGAUGAUGACGGUGACAAGUUUGAGGUUCUGAUGCGGGGUAGCAAUGGUAAGUUCGUUCUUGUUGUUAUCUGAACAUUAGUAGCUAAUGACAUUGUGCAGCGUACAACCGCCUCGUCUCCCCAAGUGGACGCGUCACGGUCACGACUACCAUGACUUUGUCUGCUACCGCGACGGUCACCAACACCGUUACUACCACAGUUUCCGCUUAGAGGCAUUCUGUUUCAUUCAGCUUUCUUGAAAGCUUUGGUGGCGACCUGGAAAUAUUCGGUAGCGUUAGGACUACUUGUGUGAAUCAAAAUUGUUUGGUAGAUCGUUUGCAUUAAUUAGGGGCUUGUUUUUUUUAUACAUCCAUUGACGUUUUGACUGUGCGUACAUAUCGUUAUGGAAGGUCGUAGCUUUGCUGGGAUGCGUGAAGGCCUCCAGGGUCUGAUAGUGAGACCCAGACUUGCAUCGAUG